Messenger RNA from Acipenser ruthenus (sterlet), 3971 nucleotides. RefSeq names its product adhesion G protein-coupled receptor E3-like. Gene Ontology annotation, molecular function: calcium ion binding; G protein-coupled receptor activity. The transcript has 21 exons. The coding region runs from base 119 to 2854 and encodes 911 amino acids. Gene Ontology annotation, biological process: cell surface receptor signaling pathway; adenylate cyclase-activating G protein-coupled receptor signaling pathway. Gene Ontology annotation, cellular component: membrane. The record is from RefSeq and is a predicted model, not a curated record. NCBI's taxonomy places the organism in Eukaryota, Metazoa, Chordata, Actinopteri, Acipenseriformes, Acipenseridae.
UCCUGCAGAACUUGAGCACAAUAUUAUAAAAGGAAACUGUGGAAGCAUUAACAAGACUAGCUGCUUAAAAGAGUUUCAUGAGGACGUGCUCAAAGCAGCUCCUGAAAACACUGCAGACAUGCAGGCUCACUGCAAACCAGGUAUCAUUGUGGGAUUGCUGCUCUGGUGCUGUUCCUUGGCAGACGGUUCUUGUAAAGCUGGAUUCACCUUGUUAAAUGGUUCAUGUGCUGCGCUCUGUACUGUCCCCUCCUGUGACACCACACAAUACCAUUUAGUGACAACUCCGAAGACCUGGACUGAAGCGCAGAACCAUUGCAGAAGCAAUCACACAGACCUGGUCACUGUGUACACCAAGGAAGAAGCAGAGCACCUGUACAAUAUAACGAAAAAUGCUUCGGCUGGACGCAUCUGGAUCGGGCUGCAUCGUGACAACUGGAAGACACCCUGGAAGUGGUCUGAUGGAGGGAUUUCAUCAUUUCUGCACUGGCAAAAAGGGAGCCCAAAAUACCAGGAAGACGACAACUGUGUAAUCAUGCUUCACUUAGCGAACGGUCAAUGGGCAGAUGUGAAUUGCAGCAUUCCCUUCCACUUCUUUUGCUAUACAGACAUUGAUGAGUGCGCCCAAACCCCCUGGCUCUGUGGUCCGAAUGCACAAUGUACCAACACUGUCAGAAGCUACACCUGCUCCUGUAAUCCUGGAUUCUUUCCUAAUACUGGAUUGAGAUGGAUACUCAAUCAAACACGGUGUGAAGACAUUGAUGAGUGCGCCCAAACCCCCUGGCUCUGUGGUCCGAAUGCACAAUGUACCAACACUGUCGGCAGCUACACCUGCUCCUGUAAUCCUGGAUUAUUUCCUAAUACUGGAUUGGAAUGGAUACUCAAUCAAACACGGUGUGAAGACAUUGAUGAGUGCGCCCAAACCCCCUGGCUCUGUGGUCCGAAUGCACAAUGUACCAACACUGUCGGCAGCUACACCUGCUCCUGUAAUCCUGGAUUCUUUCCUAAUACUGGAUUGAGAUGGAUACUCAAUCAAACACGGUGUGAAGACAUUGAUGAGUGCUCCCAAACCCCCUGGCUCUGUGGUCCAAAUGCACAAUGUACCAACACUGUCGGCAGCUACACCUGCUCCUGUAAUCCUGGAUUAUUUCCUAAUACUGGAUUGAGAUGGAUACUCAAUCAAACACGGUGUGAAGAUUUAACAAAGAUCCAAGAUGGGAAAACCUGCAACAUUCCAAUUAAUACAGGGACAUCGAGUCACCUAAACAGUUCCUCGGCCUGGUUUUGUCUCAUCACUAACUUCAAUUCCACUAAGUUUACAUCUGGAUAUCAGGUGCAGCAAGUGGCUGUUGUUUUAAGCUCUGCUCUGAACGACACUUCCUUGUGGAAUAACCUGACCAGAGGUGAGAAGUCUGUUGCAGCUGAAGCAUACCUGGACACUGUAGAGAGGGCAGUGCUGCAGUUGACUGAGCCUUCAGAUGCUCUGUUAAGGAAAAAUGUGCGCUCAGACAAUCUAGAUAUGGAGUUGCUGAUUAUACCAUUCAAACACAACACGUCAGAGGAACAGUUACGAGCCAAUAAAAAUACACUGGAGAUUAAGUUGGGAAAAUUUAUGGAAGAGAAUAAGCAAGGUCAGGUAACAGUUGGGUUUGUCUCAUACACUGGGAUGGAGUCUGUCUUGGAUGGGAGCUUUUACAAGAAUCAAUCAUCUAUCCAGUUAAACUCACAAGUGGUCACUGCUACUAUAGGCAGAAACCACCACAAACUUUCAGAGCCAGUCCAUUUAACCUUCCAUCACAAUGAGUUAAGGAAAACCAAAGAGGAGGUGAUAUGUGUCUACUGGAAAUAUAAAGGGAAGGAAAGCUCUUGGUCCACCGAAGGCUGCACAAAGUUACACUCCAACCAAACACACACUGUGUGCAGCUGUGACCACCUCUCCAGCUUCGCUGUAUUAAUGGCACUAGACGAAUCACAGAUGCAAGAAAAUGUUGCCUUGACAGUGAUCAACUACAUUGCAGUGAUCGCAUCCCUGGUCUGCCUCAGCCUGGCUAUCUUUACAUUCCUAUUCUGCCGUUCGAUCCAGAAAGCCAACACCACCAUUCACCUGCACCUGAGUGUCUGUCUCUUCCUGGCUCACUUCCUGUUUCUAGUUGGGGUGUCCAGAACCGAAAAUAAGGUGCUGUGUGCAGUCAUAGCUGGGCUCCUGCACUACCUCUUCACAGCCAGUUUUGCCUGGAUGUGCCUGGAGGGAGUGCAGCUCUACCUGCUGGUGAGAAACCUGAAUGUGGUGAAGUACAGCAGCAGGCAGGGGCUGCGAAGGAGGUACCUGCUGCUGGCUGGGUACGGCUCUCCUGCUCUCAUCGUGGCUGUGUCUGCUGGAGUCUUUAAGGAGGGGUAUGGGACCGACACAUUUUGCUGGCUGAGUCGUGACAGAGGAUUUGUCUGGAGUUUUCUUGGUCCUGUUUGUGUCACAAUCGCUGUAAACACCAUUCUCUUCAUUGCAAUUCUCUGGACUUUGAGAUCGCAAAUGUGUGGCCUCAACGCGGACGUGUCCAAAGUGAAAGACACCAGACUGCUGACUUUCAAAGCCAUUGCACAGUGCUUCAUCAUGGGCUGCAGCUGGAUCCUGGGAUUCUUUCAAGGAUUGGAGUUCUUCAGAUUUGCGUUUGUCAUUAUUAACUCACUGCAGGGUCCCUUUAUUUUCCUGGUGCACUGUGUGCUAAACCAGCAGGUGAGAAUGGAGUAUAGGAAAUGGUUUGGAUGCAUCUACAAACAGAAGGACAGCUCAGAGCUUACAUCUUCUGCAGUUCCAAAGGGAAACCUAAUGGAUGGAACCACAACAGAGACUGAGCAAUAAUUGCAGCUCUAAGCUCAGGGGAGUACAUGUGCAAUGGAGUAAAGAAAGUCAAUAGACAUCACUGUUAAAGAAUGAGUGGGAAAUUGCCCUUCUAAAAUUUUAGGCAAAAAUCUAAGAGGUUUUAUAUAUUUCUGAAAAAAUCAAACCAUGUUUUUUGCCCAAAUUUGCAAUAUUUUUUACUUGUCUCUGUUUUGAACCAAGCUGAUUUUUUAAAGGUGGUAACAUAAGGUCACAUUGUGAUAAGCUGCCUAUCCACAAAAUGCGAAUGUCUCCAUUACAUGCCCUCCUUCAUGGCACCGAUCCUUUGCAGGCUUUGGGUAAUUAUAGGCUUUACAUUCUAAAGCACUAAUAAUUCAUUAAGACACUUUAUUGUCAUUGUUUUUAAUAUAGUCAAUCACAAUUUUAGAGUUGAAUCAACUGGUUCAUUAGGGUAUCAAUCCAAGAGUGAUGUUAAUAUAUCUAUUUCAUUAUGUGUGUGUUUUUUUUUAAAUAAUUGCACACAUUGUUCUGUAGGAAUGUGUAAGCACUGAACGUGCUUGGACUAAAGGCUUGACCUCCUCAAAUGUAUACACUGCCCCUGCAGGUGGGGAUGAUGUAAUCUAAUAGAGAUCAAGCUUUAAGUGAUGUCUUACUUCUGUCUGCACCUAAGCUUUGCAGCUGAUGUGAUGUUCCAAUGCAAAUCCCUUCCCCCGCCCUCAAGCUGGUGCGCUUUGCCUGAGGAUUCUCAACUGUGCAACAGUGCAAAUUAUAACAUUUCCAAUUCUCAGCUCCACUAAUGUGAAAUCUAAAAUGACAGUAAUAUUUACAACAUAUACUGGUAAGAAUGUCUUAACGCACACUCUGUUGUGGGUUAUAAUGCUUAGAAAAUUGUUCUGUUUAUUUUGUAAAAAGAAAAAAAAAACAUAAUAAGAUUUUAAACAAAAAUAUUUGCAACAGUGCCAUAUACCUUGGCUGUGGAGACAACAAAGUGACUUGAAGAAUUUAUUACUGGUGAAGUCAUUGUUCAUUUAUUUUUGUACAAGAUAGGCACAUUUAUUAACUUAUUUAUGUUUAUACUUCAGUUGAUGUAUUGCUUUUUCUGAAAAAUACAAAAAUGUAGAAUAAAACUGCUUACCAA